Molecule: messenger RNA, 3402 nt
Organism: Penicillium daleae
Lineage: Eukaryota; Fungi; Ascomycota; Eurotiomycetes; Eurotiales; Aspergillaceae
Product: ankyrin repeat protein
Exons: 1
Coding region: 1-3402 (1133 amino acids)
Biological process (GO): transmembrane transport; metal ion transport
Cellular component (GO): membrane
Molecular function (GO): protein binding; metal ion transmembrane transporter activity
Source: RefSeq, a predicted model, not a curated record
AUGGCCCGGUCCUCCAGCAUGGCCAGUGACGGCCACGAACGCCUGGAGCCACGCCUGCUUCGGGCAGCCGAGAACGACGACACCGAAGCCCUCCGCACGGUAAUCGCACUGGCCCGGGAAUACAACCAAUUCAGCGACAAUUUCCUGCGUGUGGCCGUCAUGCGCAGCGCCGAGCGAGGCUCCGUCGCCGCGACCGAGUUCCUCCUCCAACUCGGCGCGAAAACAGACGUAACGGGGAAUCGACCGUCACCGCUGCUCCGCGCCGUCGAGCGCGAUCACUAUCAGAUUGUGCGCCUGUUGCUGGACCACGGCGCCUCGCCGGAUACUACUGAUAAGGAGGGGCGUACGGCGCUGAUGACGGCGGCGUGGAAGAAUCAUGCCGAUAUUCUGCAGCUGUUGAUUAUGCGCGGGGCGAACGUGAAUGCGAGGGAUCAUCGGAAGCGCAAUGUGUUGCACAAUCUGGCAGCGGAUAAAGAGUGUCGGUGGGGAUGGGGUGAUGAGAUUGUGACAUUGCUCUUGAGGACGGAUUGUCUGGUUGAUGGGCUUGAAGGGCAGGAUGAUUUGGGUAGGACGCCAUUACAUUGGGCUUGUGCCCAGGGAAACUGGAGACUUGCAGACUUGCUGUUGACCAGGCCGGACGGGCCCAAGGCGAAUAUUGAUGCGGCCGAGUUGAGAGGGAAGACAGCGUUGCAUAUUGCGACUGCGCAUGAUAGGGCGGAUAUCAUUCAAUUACUGUUGCAGCAUGAUGCUGCGGUUAAUGCUUGCAGUGAUGGUGGAUGGAUGCCGCUUCAUAAUGCAUGUGAACGAGGGUGCGAGGCCAUUGUUCGCCUUUUACUUCGUGCUGGGGCGCAUAUUAAUAGCCAGCUCUUGAACGGCGUGACCCCUUUGCAUCUCGCGGCGCAGGGUGGCCAUACAGAAGUUGUCAAGUGUCUGUUGGAGCGACCUGAUUUGAAACGUCGAGUUCGCGAUACCUUUGGCAGUACGCCUUUCCUGCGAGCGGCGCAGUUCAAGCGCAAGGACAUUGUUUUGCUUUUGGCGCCGUUUAAUAAUGUUGAGUCUCUGUCCGAGGAUGUGAAAGGUGCCUCCGCAGCCUUUGAUGCCACCGUUGUCGACUUUGGCAAUUUCCACAAUGAGAAUCGUGUCAAACGGAUGUCGGUCUUUAACCUGCUUUAUGGUCGAGAUCCAGAGAAUCCUCGCAAGCAAGCCGUGACUACGGUGCCGGCUGAUAGCCGUGCCACUGACUUUCGCUGGAUUCAUCUUCCCGCAAAUAACAUGGCUUGGGUCGAGGCACUCCUCACCAAGUCAUUCAUUGAAGAAGGUGCGCAUGAUGUUGAUGGUUUCAAGGGUCUGGAGAAAUCCUUCAACUAUCAGCAUCGCGGACAGAAGAUACACUCACAUUUCAUGCGGCCCCUAUGCCAGCAUACCCCUCGCUCAUCUGAGCGGCGAGACGAAGAGAAGCUGGAGAGGCAGCAGUCAGAUACUGCACCGUCCGUCAUGACGGAUUCCAGCUCUACCUCUCGCAAACCAAAGGGACCCAGCAGCAAACUUGACCGGGUAGACUCUCAUUCGCACGAUGAAAGUAGCGGAGGUGCACCGGGAAAGAAAACCAAACAGAAGAAACCCGGCAAAUUAGGAAGCAAUCCAGGAACCCCCAAGACAGAAGGGAAAAACAAGUCACCAUGGGGGCCGACAGAAAAACAACCGCGCUCUCCUCAUCAUUCUUUGAACCUCUGCCGGGAUCCUCAAGCUGGCCAUAACUCGGCCUGCAAUGUCUGUGUGUUCAUGCCUUAUCUGCAUUUUGAAACUGCGGAGCGCAGACAAAAGAUGCAAGAAGCGAUCCAGCGGGCUGAGAUGUUGAGUUUCCAACCCAGUGGUAUGAAACGAACUCGCACGCGUGAUGAGAUGCUGAUCGAUGCGCAUCUGUCCUCCUCGACGACCUCCUUGCACGUCCGUCGAACUUUGGACCAAUUCUACUAUCCAAACAUUGAUACCCAGAGCCGUGACCAGGAUCAAGUGGUAUAUCGAUACCAGACUAAAGGACCUGGGCGUGAAGGGCCGGGCACGGAUCCUAAGAUCUUCAUGGUUGAUCAGCUGUGGAUGUGGGUUCUCGGCACCAACCUCAUCGUGACCAGUUUCCCACAGCGAUGGGACCAGCCGAAGAAUGAUCCUCUUAAUGUGCUGGACGGGAUCAUCGAGGACAUCAAUUCCAAGACGCGAGACCCCGUGAGGUCGGUGUAUGAUCUUGCUAUUAUCAUCACCAAUCGAUGCUCGGGUGUGUUCGACCGUCACCGUCUCGGUGAUGACGAGUAUCAGUUCCUGGACAUGUUUGAGUCAUCAAUUGGUAUCGCCACGGACCGCGAAACGCUACUUUUCAACCGCUUCAAUCAUGCAUCCGUGCAAGCAUCUGCCUGGCUGAAGAGUCACCGAAAACUGAAUCCACUGUCGCACAGCUCGGCCCGUUCAAUCACCGGCCGUGAUACAGCAGAGGAAAUCAAGCCAUCCGAUGACGAGGACUAUUAUCUGGACGAUGGCCAACCGCUGUUUGUCGACCGUCUGCUGGAUAUCGGUGAAGAAACCGAUCUACUGGCAGAAACGAAAGAUAUUCGAGACGAAUUAAACAUGAUCCGUACUGUGCUGGAUCAUCAGAAACAUGUCCUGGUGGACUUUCAAGAUGUCAUCUGCUCGGUCUACCUGGCCCAGCAAAUCUCCCAAGUGGACGUCAAGAAGCGCUUCAAGGAUCAGCAACGCAUGAUCGACAUGCACCUGAAAGAUAUCGAUCGUAUGGAUAAACAAGCCGAGCGUAUCUACCACUCCAUCACGGAUCUACUCGACCUCAAGCAAAAACACGCCAACGCCUUCGAGGCUCGUUUCGCCCGCGACCAAGCAGCGGGUACGACACGGCAAAGCAAGACGAUUAUGGUGUUCACCAUUGUCACAAUUAUCUUCUUGCCGCUGUCCUUCAUCACAUCAAUUUUCACAAUCAACAUGAAAGAAUUCGAGAAUUUGAAUCUAGGAUAUGUUGCCCGAUAUACCUUUGGCAUUGGAUUUGCCAUUUCAAUCCCGCUUAUUUUGCUCGCACUGUCCGUGGAUGAUAUUGGAGAUUUCUUCCGAUCGGGAACACUUCGCAGUCGAAGUUGGUUAUCUCGCAAAGACAAACACGCUCCUGCGGUUGACCGUGGCGAGGGCCAGCUCCAGGCUCUUGAAAUUGAAAAGAUUAUCAGUCUGGCACGGACAAGGAGAAGCGAGGAGCUAGAAUACGGGCCAAGCCUGCUGCCUAUUUCUACUCGUGGCUCGGGAGGUCAUAGAGCCCCGGCCGACCUUUAUGCCAACGGGUUAGGCACUGGUUUGGUGCGGAAAAGUUAUGAAGUCCGCCGUAGUGUGGAAUACAGACCUUAUACAUGA